Messenger RNA from Dovyalis caffra, 198 nucleotides. The record is from the annotation of a GenBank genome assembly. Lineage: Eukaryota; Viridiplantae; Streptophyta; Magnoliopsida; Malpighiales; Salicaceae.
AUGUCGACUCACGGUCGAGGCCGACGAGUCUCGAUGGUUGUCCCUUUUUCCAUGAGAUUUCUUCGCGCUUGCUCACAUCGACCAUUCUAUGACCUCGAAGACCCACAUGCCCGCAUCAUCUUAAAAAGUGAUAAAAAGCCCGACGUCAAGGCCAAGGGCAAUGAGUUUUGGUCGUUGGCUCAUUUGGCAUCGAACUAG